Messenger RNA from Penaeus vannamei (Pacific white shrimp), 326 nucleotides. NCBI's taxonomy places the organism in Eukaryota, Metazoa, Arthropoda, Malacostraca, Decapoda, Penaeidae. The record is from RefSeq and is a predicted model, not a curated record.
CUGCCCUCCUCCCCUCCCCGCCCCCGCAAAGCAUUGUGGGAGCGGCAGCGGUUGGGCUCAGACCGUCAACAUGUCCGACGUGGAUUGGGAUGCCGAGGACUUCGAGCCUCCUCAAGCCCAGCCUGCCAAAUUGACCGAUAAGUGGGAAGGAGAAGAUGAGGACGACUCUGUCAAGGAUAACUGGGAUGAUGAAGAAGAAGACAGUGAAAACAAAGAUGAUAAGGAUAAGAAAACAGACUCUGCAAGUCUCAAGAAGAAGAAGAAAAAGAAAUUAGCUGACAUUAUUGCUGAGAAGGAGGUGAGGCAUUGAUAGAAAUAUUUUUCUU